AUGGCCAACUAUCUCGCCUCCAUCUUCGGUACAGAGCAGGACAAGGUCAACUGCUCCUUCUACUACAAAAUCGGAGCUUGCAGACAUGGUGACCGCUGCUCCCGGAAGCACGUCAAGCCGUCAUACUCUCAGACGAUCCUGAUGCCGAACAUGUACCAGAAUCCCGCGUACGACCCGAAGAGCAAGAUGAACCCCAGUCAGCUACAGAACCACUUUGAUGCUUUCUACGAGGAUGUGUGGUGCGAGAUGUGCAAGUAUGGCGAGUUGGAGGAAUUGGUUGUUUGCGAUAACAACAAUGACCACCUCAUUGGAAAUGUCUACGCGCGUUUCAAAUACGAAGAAGAUGCCCAAGCGGCCUGCGACGCUUUGAAUUCACGAUGGUACGCGGCACGACCCAUAUAUUGUGAAUUAUCACCGGUUACGGAUUUCCGAGAAGCGUGUUGUCGGUUAAAUAGCGGCGAGGGGUGUGUACGUGGUGGAUUCUGCAAUUUCAUUCAUCGGAAGGACCCCAGCAAUGAGUUGGACCGGGAUCUUCGUCUCAGUACGAAGAAGUGGCUGAAGGAGCGUGGCAGGGAUGCGAGAAGUGUCAGCCGCAGUCCUAGUCCGGAGCCGACCCGGAGGAGGUACUAG
Molecule: messenger RNA, 630 nt
Organism: Aspergillus luchuensis
Lineage: Eukaryota; Fungi; Ascomycota; Eurotiomycetes; Eurotiales; Aspergillaceae
Product: zinc finger CCCH domain-containing RNA-binding protein
Exons: 2
Coding region: 1-630 (209 amino acids)
Biological process (GO): mRNA splicing, via spliceosome
Cellular component (GO): U2AF complex; spliceosomal complex
Molecular function (GO): pre-mRNA 3'-splice site binding; metal ion binding
Source: RefSeq, a predicted model, not a curated record